AUGGACCAAACUAUAGCUCUCUACUUCCUCCCAGCCAUUCUCUUCGCCCUCAUAAUUUCCAAGCUCCUAAUCUCAUCCAAAAACAAACGAAAUGACCAAACUAGCCUCCCACCUAGCCCUCCUUCACUCCCGUUCAUCGGCCACCUCCAUCUCCUCAAGGAACCAAUCCACCGAACUCUACAAACCCUCUCCCACAAGUACGGCCCCAUCUUCUCCCUCACUCUCGGCGUCCGACGCGCCAUCGUCGUGUCAUCCCCAGCUCUAGCCGACGAAUGCCUCAACAAAAACGGCGCCGUCUUCGCCGACCGGCCGCACGGUUUACUCGGCUGGAAAAUCAUCGGCUACAACUGCACCGCCUUGGGACACACGCCGUACGGGCCCCACUGGCGCAACCUCCGCCGCCUCUCCACCGUCGAGCUCCUCUCCACCGCCCGCCUCAACUCCUUCCUCCACGUCCGCCAAGACGAGGUCCAGCGCCUGGUCAACGGGCUGGUCUACACGGGUUCCGGCUUUCGCGAGGUCGAAAUGCGGUCGAGGCUGAUGGGGUUGUCGAUGAACAUCGUGAUGAGGAUGGUCGCCGGAAAGAGAUAUUUUGGGACGGGCGCCGGCGAAGUGGGUCACGAUGACGAAGGGCAGAGGUUCAAGAAGUUGAUAAGGGAGUCGUUUGAUCUGAGCGGCACGACGAAUCCGGUGGAUUUCCUGCCGGUGCUGAGGUGGGUCGAUUUCAGUGGGCUUGAGGGAAGGAUGUGGGCCGCUCACAAAUGGACCGACGAGUUCUUCCAACGUUUGAUUGAGGAGCACCGGAGGAGUUAUGGAGAGAGGGAAGGCAGCAAUGAGAAGACGAUGAUCGAUACUAUGUUGAAUUUGCAGGAAGCUGAACCUCAAGUCUACACCGAUGAGAUCAUCAAAGGCCAGAUUAUGGCGAUUAGACGAUAUUUCAUUGUUGCUCUUGCUGUUGUUUUCCCAUUUCGUCGUAUUGUCGAGGCUAAAAUAGUUGCCCAAGGAAUUCAAUGGUAUGCUUCUACGGCAUGGCCGCCGAAGCCAGGCACCGUGUCCUCUGCGGCCGCUGUUGCUUCACUUCCUGUCGAUCCCGCAGAGACUCGGACUAUUGUCCCUCUCCCUUCUGCUCAGACACAGCUGGUUGUGAGUCAUUCCGGGGAGCUCAAGUUUGUUGAGGUGGGUUCCAUUCACAGUGAUUAUACCCGAGUUGCGGGUACUCUUGUCCGCAAGUCUGACACAAGACACUUGGCCGGCGCAACCGCGCAUUGCUUGUUUGCGAGUGACUUGGACGACCGCAACACCAAGAUCCUUCAACUUGAACACCAACUUAAAGAGGGACAUGAGGGAUCAAAUCAGGAGUUACAGGAGGAACUAAGCAAGGACCACGAGGCCGCUGAUACCAAGAAGGAUGCCGAGUUGGCUGUUGUGCGGGAGGAGCUGAAACAGGCCAAGGAAGAUACUAAGCACUUCUGA
Messenger RNA from Linum tenue, 1473 nucleotides. The record is from the annotation of a GenBank genome assembly. Lineage: Eukaryota; Viridiplantae; Streptophyta; Magnoliopsida; Malpighiales; Linaceae.